CCCAGCUCCAAAUCCUUCUCUGCUUGUGUGUCAUCAGCGGCUCUUUGAGGCUCCAGGUGUUGCCCCACCUCGCUGAGGUGCAAUAUGGGAGAGAACGGCUCACAGAGGGGCUCCUGGUUCGUCCCCUCGUACAUCCACCCACUCUUCCUCUCCCGGCUGUCCCCCUCUGCGGACAUGGCCAUCGCUGUCUUCCUCACCUUCACAGUCGUUGCGUCAGUGCUGGGCAAUGGAGUGGCGUUGUUGGUCUACUGCAGGAGACGGAAGAAGCUCAGACCUCCAGAGCUCAUGAUCAUCAACCUGGCCCUCUGCGACUUCGGGUUCAGCCUUCUGGGAGGGCCAUUUUUCAUCAUUUCCAGCCUGUGUCACGCCUGGGUGUUUGGGGAGGCAGGGUGCCUUUGGUAUGGCAUUCAGGGCUUUGUGUUCGGCAUCGGCUCCCUGCUCACCACCUGUCUCAUUUCUCUGGACCGUUGCUUGAAGAUCUGCUGCUUAAGAUACGGUCAAUGGAUCGAGAGACGCCAUGUAACUCUGUCCAUAGUGCUGGUGUGGGUUUACACAUUGUUCUGGGCCUUACUGCCUGCUUUUGGCUUUGGAAGUUAUGGACCAGAACCUUAUGGGACAAGCUGCACCAUAAACUGGUGGAGCAUGAGAUCGUCUCUGUAUGACAGAAUCUACAUUUUCCUCAUCCUGAUAUUAUGCUUUGGAAUUCCAACACUCACCAUUGUCGCAUCAUAUUUGGCCAUCCUUCUGACGGUCCACAGAUCUAAACGCACUCUGGCGUCCAUCCCGUCCUCUUCUGUCACUCACACCGGCAAAGAACUCAAACUUACAAAAAUAGCUGCUGUGGUGUGCACCACCUUCCUCCUGGCCUGGAUGCCCUACGCUGCCGUGUCUCUGUUCUCCGCACUCGUUCCCAGAGAUGAUCAAGAGGCAUCUCUGCAGACUGUCGUGGCGGAGUCGACUGAAAUGACCCCGGGCUCUCCAAGGGCUCCGAAGAUCCUCGACAUCCCCUCACUGCUCAACUGGACCGCUGCCGAAUAUUACAGACAAAUCCACUACGGCCCCGAGGAAAAGUGGAGCAGUGUGAACAACAUUAAUUCCGUCACAGGCCUGAGCGACGCCACGUUCAGGUCCACCCUUGACAGAGAGGCCGCACCACUGAGCAAGAGCCCCCAGCCGUCCUCCUCCCUCCCCCCCGUGGUCACCUUGAUCCCCGUUUUGUUUGCCAAGUCCCACUGCAUGAUCAACCCGUUGAUCUACCAGAUCAUGAACAGGGAGUUCAGGAAUGACAUCUACGCGAUGCUUUUUGGAGAAGAGAAGGCGAAGAGAAGGCGAAUGCAGGGGAGGAAGGAAAGCUGUGACAGGAGCAUCAGCGUCUCAGACUGCCCCAGCUGGAAGAGGAGAAGGAGCCAUGUCCCUGUCUAUGGAAAGAAAAAACAGACAUCUGAAGAAGGAGAAGAACCGGGGAACAAGAGUGAAGGGGGAACAGACUCCUGAGGAGACGUUGGAGGAUAGUGGGGGGGGGGGUAAUGCGUUGGAUCUGCAGCAUCGGUGGACACAGAAGGAGAGAUCUGCAAUAUAUAUAGAAUAGAAUAUAGAAAUAUAAUAAUAACAUAUUUAUGAAAAUGUUCUUUCCUUGAUGUCUUAGCCCUGCACCAGAUUUGCUGCAACGGAUGUCGUUACCAUGACAAUUUCAAGAAAUGUUUGUACAAAUAGGGGUAUUUAUUCUUACUUUUUACUCCCUUAAUUGAACAUCUUCCAGGGUCUUUCCAUCAAAAGAUGAGUUAAUUAACAAAACAUCUAUUUACUUAUUUUUGUGAAGUGAAAUGUUUGAUGAAUAAAUUCCUGCCCGAUAGUCUUUGGGUCCAUUCCUUUUAUUGCAUGUAUUUUCCUGUCCCAUCUUUAACCCUUUACUGUUUAUGAGUAGAUGUAGUCUGCUGGCUGAACGCCUGCAUGCCCUUCUUCUCUUUGUUAACCUUUUCUUAAGUCUCCAUGCUUCCACUGGUAAGUCUGUGUUUACACCUGCAGUGAAUUGUUGGUUUUCCGUUGUGCAUUUCACUCCGUUAUGAACCUUCCUUAACAAAAGGGUAUUUUGACUGCAUGCGACAUGGUGACUGUAAUGCAAUUAAAUGACCCUAAAACACUUCCAAAACACAAUUAAAGUUGGACUUUCGGUUUUGGGGUGCAUAUGGCUGGUAAUUAAAACGUUUUCUUUUGUACUUGAAUAUUUGUAGUAUUAUUACUGUUUCAUUAAAUCAUCCAUGCUUGA
Gasterosteus aculeatus aculeatus (three-spined stickleback) is the source of this 2266-nucleotide messenger RNA. RefSeq names its product opsin 9 (gene opn9). Gene Ontology annotation, cellular component: membrane. Gene Ontology annotation, molecular function: G protein-coupled receptor activity. Lineage: Eukaryota; Metazoa; Chordata; Actinopteri; Perciformes; Gasterosteidae. The record is from RefSeq and is a predicted model, not a curated record. Gene Ontology annotation, biological process: G protein-coupled receptor signaling pathway.